Molecule: messenger RNA, 438 nt
Organism: Ostrinia nubilalis (European corn borer)
Lineage: Eukaryota; Metazoa; Arthropoda; Insecta; Lepidoptera; Crambidae
Exons: 3
Coding region: 38-409 (123 amino acids)
Source: RefSeq, a predicted model, not a curated record
UCCAAUCAGUGCCAAUAGUUAAAAAAUUACGCGCGUUAUGUCGAUUUUCUGGUUAUUAUGUUUGGUGUGCAGCCAUAUUGGACUCACCGUGUGCAAAUCUGAGACAAAUGAUGUAUUCGAAUUUGGAGUUGACAAGGGAAGGGUCUCAUUUAGUGAAGUCGGCAGUAUUGGCCUAUUUGAAAAAAUAAAAAAAAUACCGAUUAAGAUACCGUACUGCAUGAAGCUGACGUACGUACGCGUGGAGGUGGACAACUCUCUGGGCCCGCCCGUGGUGACGCUAGACUACGGCCUGCUGAUGACCACGAUCCGCUACCGCCCGCUGCAGCAUAGCAGUUCGACCUACUCCGUCAUCGCCAAGGCGGUGCCCAUCAAGGACUGCGCCUCGCCCGAACCGGACGAUUAUUAUUAAUUAAUAAACCAUGGCUGCUGAGGACUUGA